Messenger RNA from Acaulospora colombiana, 1779 nucleotides. The record is from the annotation of a GenBank genome assembly. NCBI's taxonomy places the organism in Eukaryota, Fungi, Glomeromycota, Glomeromycetes, Diversisporales, Acaulosporaceae.
AUGGAAAGUUCACGCAUUAUUAAAAAAAAUGAAGCUGGUAUACGUUUAGAAAAAUUGGUAUUCCUUCAUUUUCGAGAUAUUGUGACUUCAAAACAUCUAUGCAGACUCUGUUUCAAGCGCGGCGAGAUUCUCGUCAAUGGCAAACCUGCUGAAAGCACACGUCUUCUUCGCGAAGGAGAUGAGAUACGUUUACAGAUUAAUAAGUCGGCAUUGGAAAAAGACAGACUAGGCAUGUCUGUAACCUUAAAUUUUGAAGACGAAUACCUUGCCAUAGUAACAAAGGACGCUGGUGUACACAUGAAGGGUUUGAAAGAAGGGUUGUCCUUUGCGUUGAACAACGGAGUGAAGAUCGAUAGUUGUGAAUAUACUUGCAUUAACCAAUUGCCAAGAGCCGUCAAUGGUUUGAUUAUAGUAUCGAAGACAAUGGAUAUAAGGAAUAAACUCGCAAAAAUGUUAAAAUUAGAAGAAAUUAAGCAAAGAUACCGUGUUAUCGUCCACGGCAAAUACGAAUACUCAACUUCUCCGAAUCCAAACUUUGAAGUUCACCAGGUACAUCUCACCAGAAGUACGUCUGGUGAAGGAAACUACCUUACUACUUUGGAUGUUGUUAUCAAUUCUUGUUCAGAAACGUUAGCAUCUGAUAUUAAAAAAUAUUUUGCAAAGAUUUGUCACCACAUUGUCGGUUCAAAUUCUUGUUCCAAGGAGUUAAAAUCAUGUAAGGAUAAAGGAAUGAUGAUGGCAUUGGUAGAAAUCUCGUUGCAACAUCCAGUAAUGGAGAAAAGAAUUAUUGUGAAAAUAGAAGAGCCUCCGAAGUUUGAAACAAUACGACAACGGGAGUUACGCUUUUACAACAAAAAACGUAAAGAGGAAAUUGAAGAGCUAGAUCGUUAUGGAAUCAAAUUUUCAGAAAAUCACGAUUCGCAAAUACCUAUUGCGUAUACUACGGGUGAAAAGGAAUUUUUUGAUUUGCGAUUUUAUGUCACCAAGGAUACUAUGAUUCCUAGAUCUUCAACAGAAUUUCUAGUGCAUGCAGCAUUAAAUGUAUUCCAUGAAUCAGAUAAAUUUGAUUUUCACAAUGUAAAGGAUAAUCAUGGAAAUCAAUCGUUCGCAAUUUUGGAUAUUGGGACUGGUUCCGGAUCCAUCCUAAUUUCGGUUUUGCACUCUAUAAUAACCUAUUUUUAUCGGAUGACUCCAAAUGUCCCUUUGAAUCCUUUGAUAUUUGGAAUUGGUUUGGACAUUAAUAUUAAUACGCUUGAUGUUGCACGAAGGAAUGCUGCUCGACAUUUGGAUCCCCUCGUUAACCGAAGUGAGAAUCUGGGAGAAAUACUUAAAUAUGAUUUCAUUCAUGCAGAUAUGUCGAACCUUCACAAUUUUAUUCCAUUAUUUAAUAAGGAUUUUAACGUCCUGGUAUGCAACCCCCCAUACCUUGACAACUCCAAAGAUCUUCAUAAAGAUGAUAAACGCCUUCUUGAACCUCGAGAGGCAUUAUUUGCUGAUGAAGAUGGAUUCAAAGCCUAUCGAUUGCUUUUCGAGACUCUAGAAUUAUCAUUUACAGAAGGGAAAAAUAUUUUGCGAAAAGAUGCCUCGGUGAUCGUGGAAGUUGGAAGCAAGAUGGCAGAAAAGGUUAAGAAGAUAUUUAAAGGUUGGAAUUGUGUGAGAAGUAUUAAUGAUCGCCAGGGUUUUGAAAGAUGUUUGAUUUUCCGUCGUUACAACGGUGACUCCGGAUUGAUAUCUAAUUUGGAAGAAGCUGAAAGAAAAUAUAUUGAGAAUGCUUUAUAA